Molecule: messenger RNA, 1269 nt
Organism: Brassica rapa (field mustard)
Lineage: Eukaryota; Viridiplantae; Streptophyta; Magnoliopsida; Brassicales; Brassicaceae
Biological process (GO): double-strand break repair
Cellular component (GO): nucleus; site of double-strand break
Source: RefSeq, a predicted model, not a curated record
UGAGGCAAAUAUGCAGAGAUAAUUGAUUUUGAGUGUUAUUGUAGGAAAUUACUCUUUUUUUUUUUUAUCUUAACUUUUUUUCAUUGAAGCCGCAGCCAAUUUAAUACAGCAGUAGUAGCAAGCGUACUCAAAUUUUGAAAAAAGAGAAAAAAGAAAAUUGGGAAUCUGAGGAGGAAGAAGGGAUAGAGAAAAUGGGGGAGAAGAAGAGAUGGAUUGCGAUGUAUACGAAGCACCUCACACAGAAGCGAAAGGUCUAUCACGAUGGCUUCCUCGAUCUCCACCUCUCCAGAAAAAAGGUGUUGCUUUAUGAUGAGGCUGAGAAUCUACUCGAAAGCAGGAUGUUAAAAGCAAACGAAGUUGUGGACUCUGGUGAAAGGCUCUCCUUUCAAGCAUAUCUUGUCGAUGUUUGCGAACCCAACCACCACUCUAACCCAAGUGAGCACUCGGUUCAACACCCCAAACCUCUUGCAGCGCUCAGGCCUAGUUUCAAGAAACCAAACCUAGCAAAUAGUUUUGCUUCAAAGAGUCUCAGCCCAUCUCACAAAAUGAUUAGAGUAUUCAAAAAGAGACAACUCCACAAGUUUGCCGCACUAACUCCUGACUCUGUUAAACCAACUUUUGAAGGUUUUAUCCUUUCUUUGCUGUUAUGUUUUGUACAAGGGAAUGGAAGCAAUGAUCACCCUCUGAUCAACUCUCCUCGUGAUGGUAAUAGUCUGGGGAAUCUACCCACUUCAUACUUUCAUAAUUGUGGAAAGUCUGGUGCUGAUUUAAGCCGCCGUGAGAAUGAUAAGUACAGCAAGGACGUUCCUCCACAUAAACCUUUACGUGAUGUGAAUCAAAUACUCUCCAUACUUCAGAGACCGAAUGCCACAGCCACAUGUUCUGACACUAACACGAAGACGCCAACAAAAGUACCUCCAGAAUCUGAUACCUGCAAAAACAUUAAAGUGGAGCCUAUAUCACCGAGAGCAUCUAGAGAUUCACUUCCCCAGCAGUUCAUGGUCCGAGAAACCUCACCGGCCAAGACAACUGCACGCACAAUGACUCAUCUGAACUCGUCCUCUCCGAGUUUUGACCUUGGAAUAUAAAAGACCCCAAUAUCUCAUUUUACGUAAGUUCUGUGUCACUUUUUCUUUUAUGAAAUGAACUAUACGGAAACAAAGUUAUCUAGCUUUAUGUAUAUCCGACUGAAAAAACAGGACGAACCAGAUCUUAAUGGUUUGUCCAAAGUUCAACAACUCAGUCAGUCUGAUCAUUACUUAUAGCUCA